Messenger RNA from Triplophysa rosa, 2313 nucleotides. It is a transcript of the gene gmpr2, whose product is annotated as guanosine monophosphate reductase 2. Gene Ontology annotation, cellular component: GMP reductase complex. Bases 188 to 1234 code for a protein of 348 amino acids. Gene Ontology annotation, biological process: nucleotide metabolic process. The record is from RefSeq and is a predicted model, not a curated record. NCBI's taxonomy places the organism in Eukaryota, Metazoa, Chordata, Actinopteri, Cypriniformes, Nemacheilidae. Gene Ontology annotation, molecular function: GMP reductase activity. The transcript is spliced from 10 exons.
UGAACAUGAGUGGCAAGCGAUAGGACUACAGGCGCUGACAGCCGUGAAAAUCCGCCCUCCAAAAGUGACCGCCUCCAACCCCGGAAACCUGCUGGUUCAUUCUCUGCCAUACAACCCUUACAAGGAAGUGCACGGUUGAAGACAGUGAGAUACGGUUGGAAUCUCAAGGCCAUCCUCUACAGCAGUCAUGCCACGUAUUGAAAAUGACAUCAAACUCGACUUCAAGGACGUGCUGCUUCGACCCAAACGUAGCACUCUUAAAUCCCGCAGUGAGGUGGAUCUCAUGCGCAGUUUCACAUUCAGAAAUUCGAAGAGCAGCUAUCGUGGGAUUCCCAUCAUUGCAGCAAACAUGGACACUGUGGGGACUUUUGAAAUGGCUGUAGCUUUACAUCAGUUCAGUCUCUUUACAGCCAUCCAUAAGCAUUACUGUGUGGAUGACUGGAAAGAGUUUGCAGCAAAGCACCCAGAAUGCUUACAGAGCGUGGCAGUCAGUACAGGGACAGGUGAUGGGGAUUUUGAUAGGCUGGUGGCCAUUUUGGCCGCUGUACCUCAGAUUCAGUACAUUUGUGUUGAUGUAGCCAAUGGCUACUCCGAACACUUUGUCCACUUUGUGAAGGACGUGAGACAGAAGUUUCCUACACACACAAUCAUGGCUGGCAAUGUGGUGACAGGAGAGAUGGUGGAAGAACUGAUUCUUGCUGGUGCUGACAUUAUCAAAGUGGGCAUUGGACCAGGAUCUGUGUGCACCACUCGUAAGAAAACUGGUGUGGGUUAUCCUCAGUUGAGCGCAGUCAUUGAGUGUGCUGAUGCUGCACAUGGUCUGGGUGGACACAUUAUAUCUGAUGGAGGCUGUACCUGCCCAGGUGACGUCUCCAAAGCAUUUGGUGCGGGGGCUGACUUUGUGAUGCUGGGAGGAAUGCUGGCAGGUCAUUCUGAGAGUGGCGGUGAAAUCAUAGAGAAAAACGGCAAGAAGUACAAACUGUUCUACGGCAUGAGCUCAGAUAUGGCCAUGAAGAAGCACGCAGGAGGCGUAGCUGAGUACAGGGCCUCUGAGGGUAAAACGGUCGAAGUGCCUUAUAAAGGUCCUGUGGAGGUGACUAUGAAAGAUGUGCUGGGUGGAGUACGCUCCACCUGUACCUACGUGGGUGCCGCUAAACUGAAGGAGUUGAGUCGUCGUACCACCUUCAUUAGAGUGACCCAACAACUCAACACUGUCUUUGGAAAUGAUAAUUAGACCAGGUCAGUUCUGAAGUCUAACAGGGUCCACAUUGGGCCAGAUUAUGCCAAAAACCAUGCAAGGGUCAUUUUGGUCUCUCUGUAAACUGAAGACAAAUGCACGUAUAUGCAUAUUCACUCAUCUGCACACACACCUCACAUAUAUAAUGUGUAUUUCUAGGGUUCUCACAGCUGUGAGUUGUUGAAUUCAAAUGAUUUCUCCAGAUGCUGUAUUAAAGCAACUGUACGGUCUAUCUCUCCUUUUGGAUCAGACUGCUAAGUGCAAACUGCAAACGUUUCCAAUGACUUUUUCAAUUUAAUCUUUUUAAUAAUUUACUACAUUGUAGUAUAAAAUCAGAGCAUAAAUUUGGUUUGAUUUAUUACACUGUCCUGAAGUGUAUGUUUUGUGCGGUUUUUGUUUGGGAUCAUUUUCUUCAUCAGCCUUCACACUGAAGUUCAUCUCCUCAUCAUUUGUUUUAACUUUUUGAGAAGCCUGUUAGAGCCUUAUAUGUUAUCCAGAUACUGUGGGUACUGUUUUAAAAUCUGUUGUAAAUUUAUCUCAAUGCCUGUUUUGAUGGAUUUUUUUAUACUCUUUAUGAUUUGUUUUUCUUUACACAUUUUCUGGACCAACACCAAACCUUGAAAGGAUCAUCAUAGUGUUAUACAAUAUGCUAUAAAUAUCUGUUAUCGAAGACCAAAGCCAUAGUAUUAUUAUUUCACAUGCAAUGCACUCUUGCUCUUAAAAACUUUACUUUGUUCGACACAAUCUUUUAAAGACUUAAUCAGUUCCUAGUUUUAUCCAUUUAGGGCCAAUUUUAUCUGCCAUGUUACACUUCACCUAAUGUGGCAGUUUGUUCAGAUAACAAUGAAAGGUUGUAGGAAAUGAAACACUGUUCCCCCUUAAAUCAUUUGGUGGGAGCCAGUUGGACACUGUUGCCUGUGAGUAAUUUAACUUGAUCUUAAUUAUUUUGCAUAUUUCCAUGUUUUAAAAUCUGAAUAUUAUUCCAUAUGUUUCACUUUGAUUCAUUUUACUUCACAUUAUUUUAGAUGUUGAUUGAUCACCUGUUUUGUGUUGUGAAAAAUAAACAAUCAUACAAA